Molecule: messenger RNA, 1062 nt
Organism: Onychostoma macrolepis
Lineage: Eukaryota; Metazoa; Chordata; Actinopteri; Cypriniformes; Cyprinidae
Product: zinc finger protein ZFP2-like
Exons: 1
Coding region: 203-1060 (285 amino acids)
Biological process (GO): regulation of transcription by RNA polymerase II
Cellular component (GO): nucleus
Molecular function (GO): DNA-binding transcription factor activity, RNA polymerase II-specific; RNA polymerase II cis-regulatory region sequence-specific DNA binding
Source: RefSeq, a predicted model, not a curated record
CAGGGUGUUAUAUAUUACUUUACUACAGAUUUUUUUCUCUUUGAUUGACUUACUGAGCACUUUUUCAACUCUAAUUUCAGACCUAACAGAUGAGAAUGAAGAAGUGAAUGAAGUAGAGAAAGAAAGACGAUCUCAAAAAUCUCAAAUCACUUGCCGUCAGUGUGGAAAGAGUUUCACACGCAAACAGAGUCUCGAGGUUCACAUGAGGAUCCACACUGGAGAGAAACCGUUCACAUGUGAUCAGUGUGGAAAGAGUUUCGCACGCAAACAGAGUCUCGAGGUUCACAUGAGGAUCCACACUGGAGAGAAACCGUUCACAUGUGAUCAGUGUGGAAAGUGUUUCAAACGAAAAGAACACCUUAAGGGACACAUGAACAUCCACACUGGAGAGAAACCGUUCACAUGUGAUCAGUGUGGGAAGAGUUUUAAACAACAUGUUCACCUUAAGAGUCACAUGAACGUCCACACUGAAGAGAAACCGUUCACAUGUGAUCAGUGUGGGAAGAGUUUUAAACAUGUUCACCUUAAGAGUCACAUGAUCAUCCACACUGGAGAGAAACUAUAUGAAUGUGACCAAUGUGGCAAAACAUUUUUGUUGGCUUCAGCCCUGAAGAUUCACCUGAAUGUUCAUUCAAAGGAAAAACCACAUUCAUGUUCCUCAUGUGGAAAGAGAUUUUCACUUCUUCGAUAUUUAAGAAUACAUCAGAAAAUACAUGCUGGUGUAAAAAAUUAUAUGUGCUUUGAGUGUGGUAAGACCUUUACUAGAGCUCUAGAUUUGAAACGGCACCAGAGAAUUCACACAGGAGAGAAACCUUACAUGUGUUCACACUGCCACAAGAGAUUCAGUGAAUCAGGAGACUUGAAAAAACAUGAGAUGAUUCACACUGGAGAGAAACCUUACAUGUGUUCACACUGUGAUAAGAUAUUCAGUCGUUCAGAACAUCUGAAAACACAUGAAAGGAUACACACCGGAGAGAAACCGUAUCACUGCACUGCAUGUGGGAAGAGUUUCACUCACUCAUCAACUCUACGCAUACACGCCAAAACUCACAUUAAGUAGCU